CAGUUAUCGGCGACAUCGCCUGAGCAAAGCCAGAGACGAGGGCGCGGGUGUAAUUUUUGCGGCGGCUGAGACGGGAAAGUGUCGACUUGCAGCUUUGCACCGUUUAAAGAAUGUCAGCAAGUUGACAAUACUAGUGAUGGGGAAAGGUGGUGCUGGGAAAUCAUCAACUGUAAACUCAAUUAUAGGGGAAAAAGUAGUGGCUGUGAGUACUUUUCAGGUAUUAGUGGCUUCACUUUGUCCUGGUUAAGCCAGCAUUUAUGUGGUGAAAUAUUUUGUAUGACUUGUAUUGUGCUGUUCUACUAGUCAGAAGGUCCAAGACCUGUGAUGGUGUAACGCACAAGGUCAGGAUUUACAUUGAAUGUCAUCGACACACCUGGGUUGGUAGAAGGAGGUUAUAUCAAUAAGCAUGCACUUGAGAUUAUAAAAUGGUAUGCAGCAGCUAGAGAGGUAGAAGCUUCAAGCACUUGCAGAUUUUUAUUUUUAUUUCUUUCUGGCACUUGUUCGAGAAGUUAGCUUCAAUCCACUUUCAAUUCUCAUUUUUCUUUGGGGGCUGGAUUUUAAGUGCAUGAGCAGUUUCCUUUUAAAGAAGACCAUAGAUGUUCUACUGUAUGUCGACCGUCUGGAUGCAUAUCAGGUCGAUAAUUUGGAUAGGCUGGUUGUCAAAGCUAUUACGGAUAGCUUCGGUAAGGAAAUAUGGAAGAGAGCUUUAGUUGUCCUCAGCCAUUCUCAGCUUUCCCCUCCAGAUGGAUUGAACUAUUAUAUUUUCUUCUCCAAAAGAUCAGAGGCUGUUUUAGAAGUUAUUACUCAGGGUGCCCAGCUGAAGAAAGGUGAUCUGCAGGUGUGUGGCUUGUCUUUCUUACUUUUGAUUGCUAAGUAUAUGAUUUUUAUAGUUGGUAAGGAUGCUAGCUGUAAACUAGGUUAGUUUCCAAUUCUUCCUCAAAAUAUGUGAUGCCAGGCAGAUGUUGCCAUUCCCAUUGAUAAAUUACUCGAUGCUCU
Molecule: messenger RNA, 996 nt
Organism: Rubroshorea leprosula
Lineage: Eukaryota; Viridiplantae; Streptophyta; Magnoliopsida; Malvales; Dipterocarpaceae
Source: the annotation of a GenBank genome assembly